This is a messenger RNA of Schistosoma spindalis, 2498 nucleotides long. Lineage: Eukaryota; Metazoa; Platyhelminthes; Trematoda; Strigeidida; Schistosomatidae. The record is from the annotation of a GenBank genome assembly.
AUGGACUACAAUUAUCAACAAAAGUCUCACCAAAACCUAUAUCUUCUGUUUUUCGUCAUUUUGCAAAGUAUAUUCCAAACAAUUUCAAGUUUUAAUUCCAACGAACUAUGUUUAAACAAAACAUGCAGUGGUUGCAUUGCUGGAUCGCUAUCUUGCCAAGAAGGUGGACUUACACACUUACCAGAUCGUCUUAGUUCUGACAUUCAGUCCAUGAUAUUGAUGGGUCAUAAGUUUAAUAAUCCAACGCUAACCGGCGAUAACUUUUCCAUAUAUAUUCAACAAAACGUUAAGCUACAACGUCUUACUCUGCGUAAUUGUGGUAUCCAGUCAAUUCAGUCACGUACAUUCCAAUCAUUGAAAAGUUUGCAACAAUUGGAUUUAUCUCAAAAUCGAAUCAAAACAAUCUUAAAAGGUACCUUCGAAGGUUUGCACUUGGAUUUUUUACGUCUAGACGAAAAUUUUGGUUUAAGUAUUGAAGACGGUGCUUUUCAAGAUACGUCUAUUGUGUCGUUAUCUAUGAACCAAUGUGGUCUUAAAAUAUUGAGUUACAAUGUUCUUUUACCAUUGAUAAAUAGUAAACAACUCAAAAAUUUACAUUUAUCUGGCAAUCAGUUAAUAACUCUGGAAAGUCGUCUAGAACCUAUUUUCCUUCAUUUGCAAAGUUUAUCACUAGAACAAAAUCCUUUUAAUUGUGAUUGCAAAUUAAGUUGGCUUGUAUCUGUAUUAAACAGACGACAAGUACAACGGCGUACACGAGGUUUGUCAAUGUUUAAUGGGGAUAUCGAUGAAGUUGAAACAAAUUUAUUACAUAAAUCAAAUAGUUUAAUGGAAAUGAAUCAACAUAAUGCACCACUAGAUGGUGAUUUAUUAAAACCAUUAUGUCAUAAUCCAAGGCGAUUAAUCGGACGAAGUAUUGAGUCAUUAACUGUAUCAGAUUUUUACUGUGGUACACCAAAACUUCAAGUUAUUGAAGUUGAUUUGGGUCAAUUAACAACUUUUUAUCAAAAUCAAAAUAUCAACAAAAAAUUAACAUCAGGAAAGCUCGAACAAGAAAAUGAUAAUUCUCUAAUUAUAACUGUCAGAUGUCAUGUUAAAGGUUCACCAGAACUUCAAUUGGACUGGUAUCGUCCAAUUAACCAUGAUAACAAUAGUAAUCGUGAUCAAAUAACAGAUGCUCAGUCAUACUCAUUUACACGAACUCAACAUCAUCCAAAUCAACAACAACUUAUUCGUGUUCCAAAUUCAAAAAUGCUCAGGUCUGGUGGAAUCGAAUUAAAAUUAAGUCGAAAAAUAAACUUAAAAGAUGAUAAUUCAUUGAAGCAAUCUGAUAAUCAGUCUACAAUAUCAACAACUGAGAAAUUGAUUUGUUUUGCCACUGAUUCUAAUGGAAAUACAAGUGCUGAAAUAGUUUUCCAUUGGCCAACUAUUGAAAGUUUACGAAUGAUAUCAGAUAAUUUUGAUAGUUUACAAACUAAAGUUCGAAAUAAUCCCAGAUUAUCUAGUGAUAUUAAUGAGAAUAUUAUAUACACAGAUAAAACAAGAAUAACCAAUGAUCGUUCUACAGGUAACUAUGAAAUUACACCUGGUUGGUAUACAGUUUUACAGGAUGACCCAGAAAAUAUGCUGUUUCAGAAACAAUUCUCUGUACUUGAAAUGAUUGGUGCAGUUGUUGGAACAUUUACUGUGACAUUAGCACUUUUCAUAUUUGGAUGUUGUUUGUUACGAAUUCAUAAACGUAGUCGGUAUAAAGUUCGUUCAAAAAUUUUAUUACAUCAUACUACGUCAGAAAAUUCUUAUAGAAAUUUUUCACCAGCAUCAGAAAAUUUAAAAUCACCUCCACAUUCAUCUACUAGUAACCAUUUAUUGAGUAAUCCAUCCAAUAAUAAUAACGAUAGUGGUAUUAAUCUCAAUAAUAAUAAUAAUAAUAAUAAUAAUAAUAAUAAUAAUAAUAAUAAUAAUGUGUCAUAUUCUCUCAGUCCUGUACCGAAUACACUAGUUAAUUCCUAUACAGAAAACAAUUUUAUUAAUGGGAAUGGAACACUUGUAAAUGAAUUUAAUGGAAUGAAACAUUUACCAUAUAUGACACCGACAUAUGAACCAAUUAAUAGUACCGGUGAUUUUCAAACAUCUACAGGAUAUUCAGAUUCACAAACUUAUGAUUUACCACGAAUUCUUCCAACACACUCACCACCAACUAUUCCUUUACCGCCAUUGCCAAAUGGAUUUAUUAACAAUGCCAGUAAUGCUAACGUAAUUACCCGGUUAAAUGAAAUGGAACACAACAAUACUAAUACUAUCAAUACAGAUAACAAUAAUAAUAAUAAUAAUCAUGUGCCACUCCUGAUGACAACUUUACCCUACAUAAAGACAGCACAGUCAGUAAAUAAUGAUAUAAAUCGAUGUGUAGAUACUUCAAUACUAUCCCCAUUCCUUAUGAAUGAUACACAAACUUUAUCAGCAGCUAUGUCAAAUGCUGCAGCUGCGGCAACAUUAAAUUU